This is a messenger RNA of Zeugodacus cucurbitae (melon fly), 939 nucleotides long. RefSeq lists its product as uncharacterized. Lineage: Eukaryota; Metazoa; Arthropoda; Insecta; Diptera; Tephritidae. The record is from RefSeq and is a predicted model, not a curated record. The transcript has a single exon. Bases 1 to 939 code for a protein of 312 amino acids.
AUGAGUGUGAAAAAGCAACAUGAAAUUAUGCGAUUGACUAAAAUUAUACAAAUUCAUUGUCAUGAUAUACAUUUACUAAUUGACUUUGGAGCUGGUUUGGGUUACCUUAGUCAGACGUUGUGCAGUAUUAACAAAAGUUGGCGUAUUCUUGGCCUAGAAGCUAAUGUAUGUCGAGUAAUGGGUGCACGAAAGCGACUGGAGCAACAGAUACCUGAAUCGAGUGAACGUGUCACUUAUGUUGAACAAUAUAUUGAACCGAAUACAGACAGUGCGAUAAAGUAUCACGUUUCUAGAAGUGGAUUGGGAGGUACUACUAAAUGGGCUAUUAUAGGUUUACAUACUUGUGCUGAUCUCUCGGUUACAUCUAUAAAGUUAUUUUUUGAAAUAUCAGAAGUUAAACGCUUGGUUAUCAUGCCAUGUUGUUAUCAUAAGCUGAGUCAAACUGCUAAUGGUCACUUUUUGAAUUUUCCGUUAAGUAAUGCAUUAAAGUCCGCGGUAGCUGAAGCGGGUAUAAAUAUGCUCAGUUACUUUAACCGACCAUUUCUGCGCCUGGCUUGUCAAGAGACAAGCGCUCGUUGGCGGCAUUGUUCAGAAGAGGAGCACGCAGCACACGGUGAGCAGAUGUUUUGGCGCGCCGUAGCCGAAGCCAUCAUUGACGAUGAAACGGAAAUAAUCGCAACUAUACCCAAAAGCCAACGACCUAAUAAAUGUUGGAGUGAAAUGAAAAGUUUUUCUAUUUUUCGACAAGUGUAUAAAGUAAGAUCAAAAACAGCGGAUGUGCAGUUUUUGGUGGGAGAUAUGUGGAAUAAUGAGCACAAAGACAAAUUUAAUAAAAUUGUUGAAAAAUAUGUUAAAGUUGGUCCCAAAUUGGCCGAAGUUUUGACUUGUUUGCAAACAACAUUACAGGUCAGUGGCACUAUUAUUUUCUAUUUAUACUAG